Hibiscus syriacus is the source of this 1390-nucleotide messenger RNA. RefSeq lists its product as uncharacterized. NCBI's taxonomy places the organism in Eukaryota, Viridiplantae, Streptophyta, Magnoliopsida, Malvales, Malvaceae. The record is from RefSeq and is a predicted model, not a curated record. The transcript has 7 exons. Bases 69 to 1085 code for a protein of 338 amino acids. Gene Ontology annotation, molecular function: oxidoreductase activity. Gene Ontology annotation, cellular component: chloroplast.
CCCUUUGUCCAAUUUUGCUAGCCUUACCGGCGGUCGGAUACAACUGAAUAGCCGACCCUUCUCUGUCAAUGGCUACGUUUACACGUGUUCCAUUGGUCUUUUCCACCAGCACGCUUCCACCAGCUACUGCUUCAUCGAAGCCUUUAAAUCGUCACUGUCAUAAAUGCAAUUGCGUGGCAUCGGCAUCACCUUUAACAAGAAAAGUUCCAGAGUGUUCUUCUCUCUCUUUUCUUAACACCCGCUCUUCUUUUUCAUCCCAAAUUCCUUCUCUCUCAGCGAGACAAAACAAGGGUUUCAGGAGAACAGCAGCGGUUUUAGCUUCCAUGGCUGAUUUGAGCACUGUGCUUGUCACUGGAGCCGGUGGCAGAACAGGUCAGAUAGUUUACAAGAAACUGAAAGAGGGGUCUGACCAGUUUGUGGCAAGAGGAUUGGUUAGAACUCCAGAAAGCAAGGAGACAAUCGGUGGAGCAGAUGAUGUCUUUGUUGGCGAUAUAAGGGAUUCUGCCACUCUGGUUCCUGCUAUGCAAGGAGUCGAUGCUCUCGUAAUUCUUACAAGUGCUGUUCCGAAAAUGAAACCCGGGUUUGAUCCGACAAAAGGAGAAAGGCCUGAGUUCUAUUUUGAAGAUGGAGCAUACCCUGAGCAAGUUGACUGGAUUGGUCAGAAAAAUCAAAUAGAUGUUGCUAAGGAGGCUGGCGUGAAGCAAAUCGUGUUGGUUGGGUCAAUGGGUGGAACAAACCCUAACCAUCCCUUGAACAGCUUGGGCAAUGGGAACAUUUUGGUCUGGAAGAGAAAGGCCGAGCAAUAUUUGGCUGAUUCCGGUGUUCCAUACACAAUUAUCAGGGCUGGAGGGCUGCAAGAUAGAGAAGGUGGUAUCAGAGAACUACUAGUCGGGAAGGAUGAUGAACUUCUUCAGACUGAAACGAAAACAAUUGCCAGGCCUGAUGUUGCUGAAGUUUGCAUUCAGGCACUGAAAUUCGAGGAUGCAAAAUUUAAGGCGUUUGAUUUAGCCUCAAAACCUGAGGGAGUCGGCACCCCAACCAAGGACUUCAAGGCUCUUUUUUCCCAGAUAACUACUCGUUUCUAAUUCUCGAGGGCCAUGAGGUUUUCUCUACAAGAUAUGUUAUGCUUUUCAAGAACAUUUUCAAUCUAAAUAAUCAUCAGUAUCUGGAACUUCUAAAACCAUGCCUUGAUCAGCAGAAAGGACUACAAACAACUCUCAGCUGUCUACUAAGGUACCCUUUGCAAAACUUAGCUGAACUGUUAAGAUUUAAGAUAACGGUGCAAUGAAAUUCUUUUUGUACGACAUCGCUAUGGAACUCGGUAUUUCAGUAAUAUUUGAACUCAGGAAUGUAUCCUCCUUUCGUAUAUGGAACACUAUAGUGAUUGCCC